AUGAAGCCCCCGGACCGCCCCGCCCCUGGCCGCACUGACCGGAUACUGGGGGUCAUGGGGGGCAUGCUGCGCGCAUGCGCCCUCCCCGGGCAGGAGGGGCCCCGGAAGAGAAGCCCCCUAGGGCCAGGAGGGACAGAGACAGAGUCUGACUGUACCGAGGGGGAUCAGAAAGGGGAGCGCGAACGUGAGGUCCCCGCCUGGGCUCCGCUGCUCGAAUCCUAUUCCAUUGCUGGCAGUGAGGGGAGUAUCUCAGCUUCAGCUGCUUCGGGUCUGGCUGCCCCCUCUGGCCCCAGCUCUGGCCUCAGCUCUGGCCCCUGUUCCCCGGGCCCCCCAGGGCCAGUCAGUGGCCUGAGAAGAUGGUUGGAUCAUUCCAAACAUUGCCUCAGUGUGGAAACUGAGGCAGACGGUGGCCAGGCUGGACCAUAUGAGAACUGGAUGCUGGAACCAGCUCUAGCCACAGGAGAGGAGCUGCCAGAACUCACCCUGCUGACCACAUUGUUGGAGGGCCCUGGAGAUAAGACAGAGCCACCUGAGGAGGAGACUCUGUCCCAAGCCCCUGAGAGUGAGGAGGAACAGAAGAGGAAGGCUCUGGAAAGGAGUAUGUAUGUCUUGAGCGAACUGGUAGAGACAGAGAAAAUGUAUGUGGACGACUUGGGGCAGAUUGUGGAGGGUUACAUGGCCACCAUGGCUGCUCAGGGGGUCCCGGAGAGUCUUCGAGGCCGUGACAGGAUUGUGUUUGGGAACAUCCAGCAAAUCUAUGAGUGGCAUCGAGACUAUUUCCUGCAGGAGCUACGGCGGUGUUUGAAGGAUCCUGAUUGGCUGGCUCAGCUAUUCAUCAAACACGAGCGCCGGCUGCAUAUGUACGUGGUGUACUGUCAGAACAAGCCCAAGUCAGAGCACGUGGUGUCAGAAUUUGGGGACAGCUACUUUGAGGAGCUCCGGCAGCAGCUAGGGCACCGACUACAGCUCAACGACCUCCUCAUCAAACCAGUGCAGAGGAUCAUGAAAUACCAGCUGCUGCUCAAGGAUUUUCUCAAAUAUUAUAGUAGAGCUGGGAUGGAUACUGAAGAGCUGGAGCACGCUGUGGAGGUCAUGUGCUUUGUACCCAAGUGCUGCAAUGACAUGAUGACCCUGGGGAGACUUCGGGGGUUUGAGGGCAAACUCACUGCUCAGGGGAAGCUCUUGGGCCAGGACACAUUCUGGGUCACAGAGCCCGAGGCUGGGGGCCUGCUGUCCUCCCGGGGUCGAGAGAGACGUGUCUUCCUCUUCGAGCAAAUUGUCAUCUUCAGUGAGGCCCUGGGAGGAGGAGUCCGAGGAGGAUCACAGGCUGGAUAUGUAUACAAGAGCAGCAUCAAGGUGAGCUGCCUGGGACUGGAGGGGAACCUCCAAGGUGACCCUUGCCGCUUUGCACUGACCUCCAGAGGGCCAGAGGGUGGGAUCCAGCGCUAUGUCCUGCAGACUGCAGACCCUGCAGUGAGUCAGGCCUGGAUCAAGCAAGUGGCUCAGAUCCUGGAAAGCCAGCGGGACUUUCUCAAUGCAUUGCAGUCACCCAUUGAGUAUCAGAGACGAGAGAGCCAGACCAACAGCCUGGGGCGGCCAGGAGGGCUUGGGGUGGGGAGUCCUGGGAGAAUUCGGCCUGGAGACCGGGCCCAGGUCAGCACAUAUGCACCCAUCAAUGGCUCUCUCCCCUCCCUGCUGCUGUUGCCCAAAGGGGAGGUGGCCAGAGCCCCCCUGCCCGUGGACACACAGGCCCUCAGUGACAUCCCCCGAGCUCCUCGUGACUCUCCUCCAGCUCCACCAAUUCCAAACACCCCUCCCUGCCAAGCCAGACUUGCCAAGCUGGAUGAAGAUGAGCUCUAAGUGGUGAAGGCCUGGGGUGGUGCUGACCCAGCCACCCCAUUUUCUGAGGAACUUCAGGGCAAUCCUUCUGACAUCACCUUGGAAUUCCUUCUUGUGUGUCUGGCGGGGGAGGGGGGGGGACAAGGCUGGGAGUGGUGUUGACUUGGAGGAGGAUUCCUAGACUCAGAAGGACUUCUUUCUGCUUAAGGAACACAGGUUCCUUCAGCGCCCACCCCUACGCAUGCCUCACAGGUCCCCCCAA
Molecule: messenger RNA, 2101 nt
Organism: Neomonachus schauinslandi (Hawaiian monk seal)
Lineage: Eukaryota; Metazoa; Chordata; Mammalia; Carnivora; Phocidae
Gene: ARHGEF25
Product: Rho guanine nucleotide exchange factor 25
Exons: 16
Coding region: 1-1860 (619 amino acids)
Biological process (GO): axon guidance
Cellular component (GO): cytoplasm; plasma membrane
Molecular function (GO): guanyl-nucleotide exchange factor activity
Source: RefSeq, a predicted model, not a curated record